GAGGUGUUGAAGUGAUCGAAUGGAAGCUACAUUGGCUCUGCGAACAAGGACCAAUACCUGCGGAAAUUUUUACUUAGAGACACUGAGUAACGUUUGCAUCGCGUGCCCAAAGCCACCAGGAGCACGCGGAUACCGAUUUCUUGGUCGUAAGCGCACAAUUUUUAUUUUCUGGUCACUUCCAGUUUUGAAGCGGGGGUGCCCCGCUAACCCUAAGCCAUAGGCGAGGGCCCUGACUACGGCGGCCACAUCGCUCGUGAUGGAGUCCGCAGCGGCCUGCUCAAGCGUUGAUCGAAACCACCAGCCGCAUACCGCCAACGCUGAAGAGGAAGAAAAUGACAUGCGCAUGUUGCAAGACCCUCCAAGUACCACCGGCGACGACGAACACGACAUGGCACCCUGGAUUAAAGUCACCAGCCGGGCUAUUCGCCGCAAGACGCGAGCCAGCCUUGCCACGCAAACUCUCAACCUAUCGCCGCCAAAGCCGGCUCUUCGACCCAGCCGCCCGGUGCUCAAGCCAAAACCUCCACCCCUUCCUGCUGACGACUUUAAAUUGGCGAUCCGGCCUCGCAAUGGUCUCGUGCUGAGCAAGGUGAGCCCGAUAGUACUUUCAAACAGCAUUAUGCGAGAAGCUAAGCUACGUCCUCAAGAGGCAGACAUCAAAAUACGCGUCAAUGAACAACAGAACAUUCUAGUUGCAAGCACACCCUACCAAUCAACAGCCUCGGCGCUGAGUAAGAUCCAAAAACUAACUAUUGGUGAAACUACUUACGCAAUUGCGUCAUAUGGUAUCUCCCCUGACAACUCGUGUAGAGGGGUGAUACACUCGAGAGAAAAGGAAGCCACCAACGAAGAACUAUUGGAGGCCAUCUCAGCCCCUGGAUACGAACCACUCACGUGCCGCCGAUUCGGGGACUCAGACACCAUCCUCAUCACUUUCAUAGGAAAGAAAGUCCCUUUCCUUAUAUACGUAGGCGGAGUGGAAACGAGGUGCUUCCUCUACAAACGCACCGUCGCCUACUGCUACGUCUGCCAUCAAACUGGCCACCGCGCGGACGUCUGCCCUUACCCGCCAGAUGUGCCGACGUGCAAGGACUGCGAAGCCCUACUUACCGCGGAGCCACACGAGUGCAAACCGAAAUGCUCUCUGUGCAGCGGUGAACACCGCACAGCGAGCAAGGCCUGCCCUGGGCGCUUUUUGCCGCCCGUCAACCGGCGAAAAGAACAGACGUCGAUCGGCAGGCGGAGACCGAGAACUCCUUCUGGCCAGCGAGGGGACCCCUCAUCAAGAUCUUCCGCUGCCCGGUCCCGAUCUCGUAGCUACCCACGUUUGACCCAGGACAGGAGACGCCGCAGUUCGAGGUCCCGGUCCCGCUCCAAGACCCGAGGAAGGACACCGAGCACCCAGGAACGAAUAGAAACUCAGCAAUCUACGCAGGUGAGCUGGGCGCAGACGCUCUCUCGCAAAGCUCGUUCCCCUCCCCUACCCAAUGAUAUGCUUAAACAAGUCCAAACGCAGAAUUUACGUCUACAAGAGGAGAAUACAACACUUAAAGCCGAACUUGGCGCACUGAGAGAAGAAUUAUGCGCCCUUCUCCCCGACUGCACUAAGCCCACAACUCACAGAAAUCACUCAGCAACUCGCAACCCUUAUGCAACUUAUGCAACAAACUAA
Molecule: messenger RNA, 1672 nt
Organism: Ixodes scapularis (black-legged tick)
Lineage: Eukaryota; Metazoa; Arthropoda; Arachnida; Ixodida; Ixodidae
Exons: 2
Coding region: 257-1672 (471 amino acids)
Molecular function (GO): nucleic acid binding; zinc ion binding
Source: RefSeq, a predicted model, not a curated record